AGUUGCGACAAAACGAAACCCAGUCACCAGUUGUCCGCCAGUUCUCCACGGAGCAAUUCCCUCUGAAUUGCACUAGCUGCACGGUUUUGGAGUGUUUGUAGUCCCACAGACCUUCCCGAGAGACAGACAAAACCAACAUACCCUUAUUCUUAACAAACACUGGUUAUCCCAAGGCAAAUAUGUCCUGCAAUGAGAAAACAGCGCUGCUGGCAACAUCGCAACAAGGACAUCAGCAGCGGCAGCAACAGCACAUCAUUGUUGUGCCGGGGAUGCGGAAGGAUCCAAAGGAUUAUGAGCCCAUUUUCACAACUGCUGAAUAUUCCUACGGUUUGACGCUGGAGGAAUUGCUGCCCUUCGCUCUGGAUCCCUGGUGGCAGAAUGUGCGGCGCCUCAGUUGUGGGGUUCUGGGAUUGGCCUUCCUGCUGACCCUGAUUGCUGGACUGGCUAUGGCCUAUUCGGGCAGUGUCUGUCAGUCAAAUAGAGCAAUUAGCGGAAACUUUACCACAACUACGACGGGUACGCCACUAGCCUUGGCUUUCAACGGCACGCAGUUGCUGAUGGGCAGCUUAUAGUUGCCGUAGGCCAAUCCUUGGAACAUUUUUGAGAUGCUGCAAUCCCCCAUACGGAAUUGCAUCAGCCGCAUAAACGCACACUAUCUGCAUUUGUUUGGCUUGCCGGUUCUGGAUGCGAUUUUACUCUAGUUGCCAACUGACCGAUAAGCAAUGCAGCGCGGAACCGAUUGAUUGCGGGGCAAUUAAGCUGAUUAAUCUAAUUGUUUUUAGAAUAUUAAAAGUUGCCACCUAUAAACAUGUGCUCAUGAAAAACAAAUAGACCUUUGUCGGUAUUAUGAACGUUUAUAAAUAUGGCAAACAGUCAAAAAAAUAAAAUUACUUUUACCAUA
Messenger RNA from Drosophila eugracilis, 901 nucleotides. RefSeq lists its product as uncharacterized. NCBI's taxonomy places the organism in Eukaryota, Metazoa, Arthropoda, Insecta, Diptera, Drosophilidae. The transcript is spliced from 3 exons. The coding region runs from base 180 to 572 and encodes 130 amino acids. The record is from RefSeq and is a predicted model, not a curated record.